AAGCGGUAGCGCUCUUUGAAUCAAACAUGGCAGCUUACUAGCGCUAUGUCGAAUGAGUAAAUUAACGCUGCAAAUUAAUUUCUGAUAGCUGGACACAACAGCACCAGUUAAUUGCGUGUAUUGCAACUAAAUAAAUUGUUUGUUUAGAAGUGCCAGUGCUUCGUUGGAUUUUGGAGACAAUGUUUUUUGAGCGUUAAAGGAAGCGAAACAGCAGAAUGGAUUUCGAGGAGGAGGAGGAGGAAACUCAACCUCCUCAAGUUAUUGACAUGACCACCAGUGAAAAGGUGGUGGAUCUUCUGAAUCAAGCAGCACUGAUACCAACCGAUGAAAAGCUAGCAGUGCUCAAACAGGUCCAGGAGCUUAUCAUCAACAAGGAUCCUUCACUUUUGGAUAAUUUCUUAGAUGAGAUGAUCGCCUUUCAAACAGACAAGUCCAUUGAAGUGCGAAAGUUUGUCAUUGGCUUCAUAGAAGAAGCAUGUAAAAGAGACAACGAGUUGCUCCUCAGACUGAUUGCCAACCUGAACAUGCUACUGAGGGAUGAAAGUGUGAAUGUUGUAAAGAAGGCCAUCCUCACACUCACACAGCUGUACAAAGUAACUUUGCAGUGGUUGGUGCGAUCCAAGGCGGUAUCAGACAUGCAGGAGGCAUGCUGGGACAUGGUCACGCAGAUGAAAGGGGAUGUCUUGGCACUGCUGGACUCUGAAAACGAUGGUGUGCGCACUCAUGCCAUCAAGUUCACAGAAUCAUUAAUCAUUACUCUGUCUCCACGAACAUCUGACUCUGAUGUGCCGAAGCGUCAGGAAGGUGACAUCAGCCUGGACAAGGUGCCCAAAGAUCACUUGUACAUCCGCUAUGAUACUUUGUGUGAGGAAGGUAAGACUGCACUGGAGAAGCUGCUCAAGUUCAUGGUCCACCCGGCCAUUUCCAGCAUCAACCUCACUACAGCGUUGGGCUCACUGGCUACCAUCGCCCGUCAGAGGCCAAUGUUCAUGUCAGAGGUGGUGCAGGCAUAUGAAACUCUGCAUGCAAAUCUGCCACCCACUCUGGCCAAAUCUCAAGUUAGCAGCGUCCGAAAGAAUCUAAAGUUGCACCUGGUAGCUGUGCUGAAGCACCCCUGCAGCCUAGAGUUUCAGGGUCAAAUCAGCACUCUGCUGCUGGACCUGGGAAUGCCUCAGAGUGAAAUAACCCGCUCCACGCCUGCACCACGUGAGCAACGCAAGCGGCCACGUCACGAACCAUACACAGAGGGCAAGAAGAUCAAGAUAGAGCCGGCACUGAUUGAGGAUGAUGAGGACAAGGAGGAGCCAGCCCCUAUAACGGCCCCCAAGCCUCCUGCUGCCCCUGUUGCACAGUCAGCUAUUGACCUCACAGCUGAGUUCCUACACCCACUGCUCACAUCUGAAAAUGUUGCCAACCUGGUACUCAUCAGCAUGGUGUACUUACCUGAUGUCAUGCCAGCAUCCUUCCAGGCCACAUACACACCUGUCGAGUCCGCAGGUACUGAUGCACAGAUUAAACAUUUAGCCCGACUAAUGGCCACACAGAUGACUGCUGCUGGGAUAGGACCUGGACUUGAGCAAUGCAAAGCCAGAGAAGAUGAGGCAGGCAAAGAGGAUGGUACUGGGGAAGAUAGUGGAGGUAAGGACCUGCUCAUCAAGAGGAAACUUCCAGCUGUGAUGGUGGGCCAGGCCAUCUCUGUAGUGGGGGGUUAUGCAGAAAAGCCCACCACAGAUGCUCCUGCAGCUGCAGUCAAAAGGCUUCCUGAACCCAUCCUUCCUUCAGCACAGACCAAAAUAGCAGGUGCAAGUGGGAGGAAAAAGGUGUUUCGACUGGCAGAUGUCAUCCAGCCUUUGUCAGACACCCAGACUGAAAACUUAACUUCAAAAGCAGUCAAUCGCAUCCUGCAUUCAGAAAAGGCAAUUGCUCAGAGUGGCAUGUCCCAUGUCAGAGUCAAGCUCCUGUCCAGGCUGGUGACGCAGUUUGAGGGGAUGAUGAAAGGAGAUGUGCUGGAGUUUAUUCUGGAUGACAUCAGGACGAGGAGCGACCUGGCAUUUUCUCUUCUUUACCAAGAGUACAACACUUACCUCAGUCAGCUGCCUGCAGGGCUGCUGGACAGCUACGACCACUGCCUUUACACACUGCUGUCGGGGCUGCAGGAGAAACCGGAGCAGAGAGACGGACUUUUCACUAAACUGGUACUGGAGGCUCCCAUUAUAACAGAAUCAGCACUGGAUGUGAUCCGGCGUUACUGCGAGGAUGAGUCACGGGUGUAUUUGGGCAUGACGACUCUGAAGGAGCUCAUCAUCAAACGUCCCUCAAGGCAGUUUCAGUACCUGCAUGUGCUCUUGGAUCUCAGCUCGCAUGAAAAGGAGAAGGUGCGAACUACCGCCCUGGCUUUUCUUAAGAGAAUGUAUGAGAAAGAUCAGCUCAGAGACUACAUUGAGAAGUUUGCCCUGAACUACAUGCAGCUUCUUGUCCACCCCAACCCUCCAUCUCUGCUCUUUGGGGCUGAUAAAGACACAGAGGUGGCAGCGCCCUGGACUGAGGAGACAGUGAGACAGUGUCUGUUCCUUUACCUGUCCCUGUUGCCUCUGAACCAUCGGCUGGUCCAUGAGCUGGCAUCCGUCUACACUGAGGCCAUCGCUGAUAUCAAGCGGAGUGUGUUACGAGCAAUAGAGCAGCCUAUCCGUGGAAUGGGGAUGAACUCACCUGAACUGUUACUUUUGGUUGAAAACUGUCCCAAAGGAGCAGAGACACUUGUUACUCGCUGCCUUCACAUUUUGACUGAUAAAGUGCCUCCAUCUCCAGAGCUGGUGGAAAGGGUGCGAGACCUUUACCACAAGCGAGUUCCAGAUGUCCGCUUCCUCAUUCCAGUUAUUAACGGUUUAGAAAAGAAUGAAGUCAUCCAGGCGCUGCCCAAGUUGAUCAAACUCAACCCCAUAGUUGUAAAGGAGGUCUUCAAUCGUCUCCUGGGCACUCAGCAUGGUGAGGGUGCUUCAUCUGUGUCCCCUCUGACCCCAGGAGACCUGCUCAUCGCCUUACACAACAUCGACUCCACCAAAUGUGAUAUGAAGUCGAUCAUAAAAGCUACCAACCUGUGCUUUGGGGAGAAGAAUGUGUACACUUCGGAAGUGUUAGCAGUGGUGAUGCAGCAGCUGAUGGAGCAGAGCCCCCUCCCCAUGCUGCUCAUGAGAACCGUCAUCCAGUCUCUCACCAUGUACCCCCGACUGGGCGGUUUCGUCAUGAACAUCCUGUCCCGACUCAUCGUCAAGCAGGUGUGGAAGUAUCCUAAGGUGUGGGAGGGCUUUGUGAAGUGCUGCCAAAGGACCAAGCCUCAGUCAUACAGCGUACUGCUGCAGUUGCCGCCCGCCCAGCUUACGAGUGUGUUUGAACGCUGCCCAGAGAUGAGAGAGCCUCUGCUGCAACAUGUCCACUCCUUCACUCCUCAUCAGCAAGCUCACAUUCCUGCAUCCAUCAUGGCUGUCCUGGAAGCCAAUAAAAAACCAGAGCCCAAGCCUGUAGAGCCCGUUCCAGAGAAAGAGGCAACGACUGAACCAAUUCCCAGUCCACCUGCCACUGAGGCUCGCCCCACCUCUGCAAGUGAGCCGGAGUUACAGGUCGAACAGUCAGCCAUAAUAAAAGAUGAGGAUGAACCAAUGGAGCCGGAGCAACCUGUUCCAGGAAAUCUUGAAGAAAGUGUCAACAGCGUCUUGCAGGAGGAUUCGACAAGAGAACCAGACACACCCUCACCUCAACCAGAGCCAUGUGACGAACCAAUGGAGGAAUUUCAGCCAGAAGCUUCAGACCACCAUGAGCCAGGAAAAGAUGAUGAGGCUGAACCCACAGGGCCUGAGGCAGGAAGUGGAAGUGAAGAUGCAGAAUAGCAAAUGCACUCAAAAUAAAUUAACAUGUCUAGACGUGCAAACAUCCUACCUUUGUUUUCAUAUUUUACGUCAGAAAAGUCUUUUGUAUUAGUAGGAAACAUUUUUAGGGAAAAAAGAUGUAUACGAAAGCAUUUCUUAUGCCUUCAUGUGGAGAUGACUCGUAAAUAAAAAAAAUAAAAACAAAAAACUUC
Molecule: messenger RNA, 4075 nt
Organism: Sphaeramia orbicularis (orbiculate cardinalfish)
Lineage: Eukaryota; Metazoa; Chordata; Actinopteri; Kurtiformes; Apogonidae
Gene: sympk
Product: symplekin
Exons: 27
Coding region: 216-3884 (1222 amino acids)
Cellular component (GO): mRNA cleavage and polyadenylation specificity factor complex
Source: RefSeq, a predicted model, not a curated record